CUGUGGUAAUGAUCGAGGGGCCUUCGGAACGCCACAUUCAAGCCGGAAGCGUUCUGUCUAUUACGUGCCUGGUUCUGCACCCCCUUCAGCAGGCACCGGCCCACGUUCUUUGGUUCCACGGCACGGAGAACAUUGACUACGACUCCCCGAGAGGCGGCGUCUCCAUUCAGACGGAGAAAUUCCCAAGGAAGACCCGGAGUCAGGUGAUGAUCAACAACGUCCGAGACACCGACAGCGGGGAGUACAGCUGCAGCCCCUCGGACCUUCCGCCUUUCGUCAUCACCGUCCACGUCCAGCACGGCCAGCAUCACGCAGCAGUACAGCAGGGAGGGCUUAGUGGAGCUCCUGUUACCAACCCGGUGACCCACUUCCUACUGCUUCUGCUUAUCCUCAUGUUCAGCAGGGCCAGGUGAACACAAGGAGAACCAGGAGAGCUCCCCUGAAUGAAACUGCUUAUAACUCUAAGUAGUUAUUGCACUCAAGUGUUUCGUAUGUGAUAAUGGCCUAUUUAGAAUCAUGGCUGAAAAGUGAUGAGAGACGGAAAAGUGAAGCUUCUAAGGUACCAGUGGUUUGAAAUGAAGAAUAGUUCUUUGAAAUGCGACUGGUUAUUCGUUUUCAAUCUUUGUUCCCAUUAAUUUAUUCUACAAGAAAAGUAGGAAACAGAAACGACAGCUGAAGCAAAGACCAAGAGUCUUUUGGAUAAAGUGUUAGUGACAUCCUAGCCAUAGUACCCUGAUAAAACUGAGCUGAGACAUUAGGACAACAACUAUUAAGCAAGACCCCCUUGAUCUUGACCAAGAAACAGUAGCGCUGUGGGAUAGGGAAGUACCUCACUUCGGGUAUAUUACAGUGCUAACUUGACGUGGGAUGUGACAACACUGAUGUGCAAUACGAACCAGAGCAUGAAGACCAGAAAUAAAGCCAAACAAGAGACGGUGCAGCGACAUUGUGUGCGAAGUUCUGACAAAAGGACAAUUCCGUCACCUCACGUCUUGAAGAUGACAUUUAGGUUUAUUAAAUGUAUUCUGACACAAUCAAAGAGAGACAGCUAUCUUCUCCAUUUUGUUUGAUGAUUAUUUAAACCUGGCGAAAUAUUUUGACACACCUGAGUAAUGGGUAUGCAUUUUAACAUGAUACCUGUUCAUGAUUCGGGAACCUGACAUCUGAGAGGUGUUCAGUACGGAACGACAUAUUGUUAUGGGUAAUCAUAAAUUUUGGAAUUAUCUGUAGAUGAGACUGGUAGUCAACAUGUAUGUGUUACAUAAUUAUUUAAUAGUACUAUAUAAUAUGAUUUACUUACUGGACUGUUUUGUGUUUGAGGAUAUGGUGGCUAAAGAUUGUGUGCAGCAUGUCCCACAUCUGUAGUUCACAGUACCCAAGUCGUCUGUACCACGCUGGACGCAUCAUAAAACAACGAAAGAAACAAUGUUCAUAGACUACCUACCAACGAGCAGUAAAUCAUGAACAAUUUACACCUCACCUACCAGGCCUGCCAAUUGUAAGUGAUUGACCAGGGUGUACAUUGGCUCAGUCUUUCUGUCAGAUUUUUACCGAAAUGAAGGAAGAUAGUUGCAAUUUGUGACUGCACAUGGCUGUACAUUGAGUGCUGGCGAGAGACUGGACACAGUAUACCAGAAAGAAAAAGAAAAUAGAAGAGUGAAAUAGAUCAUGGUGUAUAUAGAGUUUGGAGGAGAAUGAACAAUCAUUCUGCUUGUUAGGCGGUGGAAGUUUUGAUAUAGCAUCUUUGUCGCGCAGUAUCGAAGGGCGUCUUGUCCGGUGGGUGAAAGAAAAAUCAUAUCCAUUCCUCGCUGCCACGUCUCGCCAUAAUCUCAGAAUUAUAUUGGAAAGACAGAUGUUUAUUUGGAUUUAUGUAAUUUAUGUGUAGUUGAUGUUAAAUCUUCGGUAUGUGUAUGUUUCUGUAAACAUGCUUUGACGAACCUGGAAAAAAGGAAUUUAAAACGAGAUUCCUGGAACUAAUUUCUCACGUUAUUAUGAAUAAGCAAGAGAUAUACUCUUAGAAGCUGGAAGUUACCGGUGUAGGUAUAAUAGUGUGAGUUUUCUUGGCAUCCAGAAGAGAAAUGUAAACAAAACUAAAAAAAGUUAAAAGAGAAAAUUGAAUGUUUUGUCACAGACACGAAUAUAAAAAAAUGGUUUGUGGAACACAGAAAAAAGUAGAAGUAUAAGUAUCUGUAAAAUAUUAAAAACGAUUAACAUUGAGUGUUAAAGUGCACAGAGUAAAUCUAUUUAAUGUCAGCAAAACACAGGAAUACCAUUAAGUGUAAAAGCAGAACGUAUACCAAGGAAUACAGUGAACUAAAGUACUCUUACACAGAGUGGUAACCUGACAAUAAUAACUGUGGUUUGGUAUGAAAUUCUUAUAUUUGUAUGUUGUCAUCUAAACAUCCUAGUCAUUUACCAAAGGA
This is a messenger RNA of Penaeus vannamei (Pacific white shrimp), 2423 nucleotides long. RefSeq lists its product as uncharacterized. NCBI's taxonomy places the organism in Eukaryota, Metazoa, Arthropoda, Malacostraca, Decapoda, Penaeidae. Gene Ontology annotation, biological process: synapse organization. The record is from RefSeq and is a predicted model, not a curated record. Gene Ontology annotation, cellular component: neuron projection membrane.